Molecule: messenger RNA, 883 nt
Organism: Cyprinus carpio (common carp)
Lineage: Eukaryota; Metazoa; Chordata; Actinopteri; Cypriniformes; Cyprinidae
Product: CMP-N-acetylneuraminate-beta-galactosamide-alpha-2,3-sialyltransferase 2-like
Exons: 2
Coding region: 39-377 (112 amino acids)
Molecular function (GO): beta-galactoside (CMP) alpha-2,3-sialyltransferase activity
Source: RefSeq, a predicted model, not a curated record
UCCAGUCUUUCCUCGACCCACGGGAGACAAGCGGGAAUAUGGAGAGGGGGGAUGAGGAGAAUCAGGCCACAGGGUACGACCACCCCGAGGACCAGGGUGCAGCAGCAGGGCACUCAGAGACAGGAGAGCUGACUGGUUCUUUUGAUGGCAGUGAGCCUGGGUCCCCUCUGCCAGAACCUGCUGCUUUCCACAGGAUGAAUAAAGCACCGGUUGAAGGCUAUGAGAAAGAUGUGGGAUCCAGGACGACCCAUCGCAUCAUGUACCCAGAAAGUGCCACUAAUCUGGACAACAACACACACCUGGUGCAGUUGCCCUUCAAAACACUGGAUAUCCAGUGGGUCACCAGUGCUCUAACUGAUGGAUCUAUCAAACGGUGAGAGAAUAUCAGGAAAAUAAGGUCACAGUUUACCACAAAAUAAAUAGAAUGUUUUUUUCAUGUUACUUUGCAUGAAGAAAAUUAAACCUCUUUUUACAACAAUUUUCAUCACAAAACAACCAACCAACAACACUACAGCAUUAAAACAGUUUGAAAAUGUCCUCCUACACCCACUGUAAAGGUUUUCUCUGUGAGCUUUGGUUAGGGCUGGCUGAAAUGCAGGUUUAUGCACAACUGCCAGUCUGACUCCAGAGACACCAGCAGCUUCCAAAACGUUUGCUAUGCAACAAUGGCCUUUGUAUCACCAAAGGUGUGUACAGGCAAUAAUGAGCAUGUUUACAUGUACAUUAUAUUUACAGUAAGCACUCAUAGCCUCACACAUGAGUUUCAUCCUUUUCUGCCUUCUCAUGUAAAAAAAUUUAUUAUCAUUUGAAAAGUGAAAGUCGUGACAUUUGUCAAGUAUGGUAACCCAUACUCGAAAUUGGUGCUCUGCAUUUAACCCAUCCA